AAAGAAACAUAGCAGCUUCAUCACUUGACCAGAGAGUGAGAGAGAGAGAGAGUGUGUGAGAGAGAAAAGAGAGAGAGAGAGAGAGAGAGUUUUUCUUUUCUCCCAUUCUUCACACGGCGGGAAAACACACAUUUUGUUUGUGCCCAAAUCCAAUAACGCCCCUCUUUCUUUCUCCCUCCAAAACCCUAACAUUCCCAAAAAUUCCCCUUUUUUCAGUUGCUUCAUUCUCUCUAUCCAAUUCUCUCUCUUUCUGCAAUGGCAUUCCUUCCACAACCACGUGAAUCAGCAGAACCCGAAGAUUGCGAAGAAACCAUUGUCACAACCGCAACAGCGGCAACUACAGCUAGAGCAAUAGCAGCAGCAGAAGAAGAUAACGGAACCAUCGACGUUCAUACAACAAGAGGCGCAACCAUAAGGUACCUUCCAUUGGAUCAUCUCUACUCUGCCACGUCACCCUGCAGUGGCUCCUCCAACGUCAUGUCCAAGAAAGUUAAGGCUCGCAAGCUCACACCGCAUUUUCACCAAAACGACGACGUUAGCGCCAAAACGACGAACUGCAACAACAACGGUGAUGAUGAUGCUGAGAAUGUUUCUACUGAUAGUUCUGUUGUUGCUGUCCCGCCGAAUGAUGUUGACAGCAAUGAUGAUAAGCCACCGCUAAUUUUUGUUUACUCUCGGCGGCGAAAGAGGGGUGGUUCUGAUUCUACUACUGCGUCGUUUUACAAUUCACUAUCGGGUCGGGCUGGGAAGGACCCGGCGGAAAGGGUGGCUGCGAAGAAGAGGAAGAUUGGGACCACCGAGCUGGAGAAAUUGGGAGUGGAUUUGGGCGCGUUGGGAGUGCUUGACAACGGGCCUAGAUUGAGAGAAUGCCGCAUUAGUAAUAACGAUGGUGGUGGUGGUGGCGUUUCAGUGGAGAAGUUGGUAUCUGAAUCUCGUACAGUGAAGAGAUGGGUUGGGUUGAGUUUUGAUAAUGCUGACCCUGAGGCGUUCAUUGGGUUGCGAUGCAAGGUGUUUUGGCCAAUGGAUAUAAAAUGGUACGCUGGCCAUGUCAAAGGUUAUGAUAUCGAAACUAAGAUACACCAUGUUAAAUAUGAUGAUGGCGAGGAAGAAAAUUUAAUUCUUUCAAAUGAAAAUGUGAAAUUUCAUAUCUCCCGCGAGGAGAUGAAGCGCUUGAAUUUGAGUUAUGGCAAAGUUCGUGACAGUAAUGUCUCUGAUUGUGAUGUUGAAGAGAUGCUUGCGAUGGCUGCAAGUUUGAAUGAUUGUCAACAAUUUGAACCUGGAGACAUCGUAUGGGCUAAGCUAACAGGCCAUGCAAUGUGGCCAGCUGUUGUUCUGGAUGAAUCACUUGCACGCAAGUGCAAGGGUUUGAAUACAUUGGGAGGAAACUCAGUUCCUGUCCAGUUUUUUGGCACCCAUGACUUUGCAAGGGUUAGACUGCAGCAGGUGAAAUCGUUCCUAAGUGGACUUCUUACUGAACUAUACACAAAGUGCAACAAAACCAGUUUCUUUGACAGUAUGGAAGAGGCAAAGAGGUAUUUAAAUGAACAGAAACUUCCCUCAGAGAUGCUAGCGUUGCAAAAAGGAUGUACAGCUGAUGACCGUAAAAAUGUAACUGGAGAGGAUGGACAGUGUACAGAUUCAGGAGAAGAUUCUUUGAGUGACAAAGAGCCUUCCAUAGCACUGGAAAACAUUAAAUUUCCCUUAGAAGUAGGAGACCUACAAAUUAUAAGCCUUGGGAAAGUAGUUGAAGAUUCUUCAUCUUUCUGUGAUGGAAAAUCCAUCUGGCCUGAAGGGUACACUGCAGUGAGGAAGUUUACUUCAGUCACUGAUGCUAAAGUAUCUGCUGCUUAUAAAAUGGAGGUCCUGAGAGAUCCAGAGUCCAAAGAACGACCUCUAUUUAGAGUGACAGUUGAUGGUGGUGAGCAGUUCAACAAUCAUACACCAUCAGCUUGCUGGACCCAAAUAUACCAAAGGAUAAAUAAAUUAGAAAGGGAUGGUUCUGAAGCUUCUGUUGCGGAAGAUAGGGUAGAAAGCGGAUAUGAAUCUGGGACUGAUAUGUUUGGUUUCUCCAAUCCUGAAGUGGCUAAACUAAUACAGGGAUUAUCCAAAUCCAAAGUUUCUUCAAAGAAAUCAAGUUUGAAGUUAGGUUCCAGAAGAUAUAAUGACCUACCUGUUGGUUAUAGGCCGGUUCAUAUUAAUUGGUUUGAUCUUGAUAAGUGCAAUGUCUGCCACAUGGAUGAGGAGUACGAGACCAAUCUGUUUCUGCAGUGUGACAAAUGCAGGAUGAUGGUGCAUGCUAGAUGCUAUGGAGAACUGGAAUCUGUUAAUGGAGUGCUAUGGUUGUGCAACUUAUGUCGAUCGGGUGAUCCUCCACCACCUUGUUGCUUAUGUCCACUAAUAGGAGGGGCAAUGAAGCCUACAACAGAUGGCCGAUGGGCACAUUUGGCUUGUGCUAUGUGGAUACCUGAGACUUGCUUAGCUGAUGUCAAAAAGAUGGAACCUAUUGAUGGUUUGAACAGAAUCAGUAAGGACCGCUGGAAGUUGUUAUGUAGCAUAUGUGGUGUAUCUUAUGGUGCUUGCAUCCAAUGUUCAAACAAUUCUUGCCGAGUAGCAUAUCAUCCACUUUGUGCUCGUGCUGCUGGUCUUUGUGUUGAGCUUGAGAAUGAGGACAGGCUCUAUCUACUUUCUGUUGAUGAUGAUGAAGAGCAGUGCAUUCGACUGCUUUCUUUUUGCAAGAAACAUAGGCAGCCAUCUAAUGAACAUUCUGUUGCCAAUGAACGAAUUGUUCGAGCUGCGGGUCCAUGUUCUGACUAUGAACCACCACCCAACCCAUCUGGAUGUGCUCGAAGUGAACCAUAUGAUUAUUUUGGCAGGAGAGGACGGAAAGAACCUGAAGUUCUUGCAGCUGCAUCGUCAAAACGUUUGUUUGUUGAGAACCAACCAUACCUAGUAGGUGGGUACUGCCAGCAUGGGUUGUCUAAUGAGCUAGAACCUUCUGGCAGAGGAGUCUUCCCCCAAGUACAUAGGCUGAGGACCUCUUUGGGUGAUGAUUCGGGUGACAUACUUUCUAUUUCAGAGAAAUACAAGUACAUGAGGAAAACUUUUCGCAAACGGCUAGCAUUUGGGAAAUCAAGAAUUCAUGGAUUUGGCAUAUUUGCAAAGCAUCCAUAUAAAGGUGGAGACAUGGUGAUUGAAUACACUGGUGAACUUGUUAGGCCUCCCAUAGCUGACCGGAGAGAGCGCUUCAUAUACAAUUCUUUGGUGGGUGCUGGAACAUACAUGUUCCGGGUUAAUGAUGAACGAGUCAUUGAUGCCACUAGAGCAGGAAGCAUAGCUCAUUUAAUUAAUCAUUCUUGUGCACCGAAUUGCUAUUCGCGAGUUAUUAAUGCUAAUGGGGAUGAGCAUAUUAUAAUAUUUGCAAAGAGGGACAUUAAACAAUGGGAAGAGCUUACAUAUGAUUAUAGAUUUUUCUCAAUUGAUGAGCGGCUUUCUUGUUACUGUGGUUUCCCAAAAUGCCGAGGUAUAGUUAACGAUACUGAGGCAGAAGAGCGAGCUACUGCUCUGUAUGCACCUCGGAACGAGUUGAUAGAUUGGAGAGGAGAAUGAGAUUUUUAAAUCUUUAUGCACAGAAGUUGUAAGAUCCAUCUGGAUCCUUUUUUGUCCAACUACUUCUGCCAUGGAUUCUACGAGUUUCCUGAACGACAUUGUUGUACAUAUCCCAUUGCUUCAUCGUAACUCCAACUGAGAAGCUUAUGUCAGGCUCGCGAUUGUGGGGUUCCUUUGGUGUUACUGUUAUAGUAAUUUGGAAAGACACCACCAAACCUAUUACAAAUGCCACAUUUGAAAUUCAUUGCCAGAAUUAAGGCCUCUGUUUAACUUCAACCAACUUGCUGAGAUAUUGUAACUUGCCAUUGGAUAGGUACACAUUUGUAAUUACAUUAAAGCUUCAUACAAAUGAAAUGAAAUUUAGAAUUCGAAUUAUAGCAAAUGCUGAUUGCAAAAUUGCCUGCCCAUCAUAGGAAUGCCAAAUGCACAUUUACUAUUA
Messenger RNA from Arachis ipaensis, 4045 nucleotides. Its product is annotated as histone-lysine N-methyltransferase ATX2. Gene Ontology annotation, molecular function: protein binding. Gene Ontology annotation, biological process: regulation of transcription by RNA polymerase II. NCBI's taxonomy places the organism in Eukaryota, Viridiplantae, Streptophyta, Magnoliopsida, Fabales, Fabaceae. The record is from RefSeq and is a predicted model, not a curated record. Gene Ontology annotation, cellular component: nucleus; chromatin.